Monopterus albus (swamp eel) is the source of this 4088-nucleotide messenger RNA. Its product is annotated as 3-hydroxy-3-methylglutaryl-coenzyme A reductase-like. The record is from RefSeq and is a predicted model, not a curated record. Gene Ontology annotation, cellular component: peroxisomal membrane; endoplasmic reticulum membrane. Gene Ontology annotation, biological process: isoprenoid biosynthetic process; sterol biosynthetic process; coenzyme A metabolic process. Gene Ontology annotation, molecular function: NADP binding; protein binding; hydroxymethylglutaryl-CoA reductase (NADPH) activity. The transcript has 20 exons. NCBI's taxonomy places the organism in Eukaryota, Metazoa, Chordata, Actinopteri, Synbranchiformes, Synbranchidae. Bases 311 to 3010 code for a protein of 899 amino acids.
GCUGGCUCUGCUGUGUAGGUGUCCGCCCUCUGGCCACGCGCCACUACUUCCGUCACCUAGGAAACAGGGAGUGAAUAAAGCGCCCGUGAAGCAGGUGACAGACGUGAUUGGCUGAGAUGUCGGACGAUGUAGUAGCGCGCCAUCGUUCCAUCGGACAUCAGUGAGAUGUAGAAGCCGCUCAAUGGAUCAGUGGAGACCAGAGUUGGCAGGUCCAGUAAGAGACGUUUGCUGUCCGUUUUACACCGUGCGGCUGAGUUCUGUUCAUUAUUAAGACCUAGGCUCAACUUGGCCGCUACAGUUCUCUUGCAAAAUGCUGAACCAUCUGUUCUGUAUGCAUGGCCACCUGGUGGCGUCCCACCCCUGGGAAGUGAUUGUUGGAACAGUCACACUCACCAUCUGUAUGCUGUCCAUGAACAUGUUCACUGGCAAUGACCAGAUCUGCGGCUGGAACUUUGAUUGCCCCAAAACAGAGGAGCAAAUUCUGAGUAGUGAUAUCAUCAUCCUCACCAUUACACGUUGCAUCGCUGUCAUCUAUAUUUACUUCCAGUUUCAGAACUUGAGACAGUUGGGAUCUAAAUAUAUUUUAGGCAUUGCUGGCCUUUUCACCAUAUUCUCCAGCUUCGUAUUUAGCACAGUGGUGAUUCACUUUCUUGAUAGAGAACUCACAGGCCUCAAUGAGGCUUUGCCUUUCUUUCUGCUUCUCAUUGACCUCUCCAAAGCAUGUGCUCUUGCCAAGUUUGCCUUAAGCUCCAUUUCUCAGGAUGAAGUGAGGGACAACAUUGCUUAUGGCAUGGGAGUACUAGGACCUACCUUCACUUUGGAUGCCCUGGUGGAGUGCUUAGUGAUUGGAGUGGGAACCAUGUCAGGUGUGCGACAAUUGGAAAUCGUGUGCUGUUUUGGCUGCAUGUCUAUCUUGGCCAACUACUUUGUGUUCAUGACUUUCUUCCCUGCAUGUGUGUCACUGGUGCUGGAGUUGUCCCGUGAAAGUCAGGAGGGCCAUCCCAUCUGGCAGCUGAGCCACUUCUCCAGAGUAAUAGAGGAAGAGGACAGCAAACCCAACCCUGUUACUCAGAGAGUCAAAAUAAUUAUGUCUUUGGGCCUGGUGAUUGUUCACGCCCACAGCCGCUGGAUUGCUGAGCCAUUGUCCAUUAACAGUGCAGUGGGCAUCCCACAGGAUGGCAUGAAGCUGGAUCACCUCUUGCCCCGGAGGAUUGAACCAGAGAAACCACUUUGGGUUUUCUACCUCACCAGGAUGAUAACCAUGGAUGUAGAGCAGGUGAUCUGUUUGGCCUUGUCCCUGCUUCUGGCUAUCAAGUACAUCUUCUUUGAGCAGGUUGAGAUAGAGUCUAUGCUGUCACUGAAGAGCCCCAUCACUAUGUCCGCCCCCAUCGUGACCUUGCAACAGCCCACCAAAACUUGCUGUAGGAAGGAGUCAUUCACUCCCCGUCCACUCAACCCGGGCUGCAUGGCUGUUGUGGCAUCUGCUAACAAGGCAGAGAAAGAUGAGGUUAUCCAGCCCCUGUCUGCCCCAGCAGCUGAUACCCUGCCUAAGGGUUUAUUUCUUGUUGGGGAAGAAGAGGAUGAGCUCAAGUCCACCACUCACCUGAGCGUUCCCCCAAAGCCGAGAAGCCUGGACAAGUGUGUAGCAAUUCUCAACAACCCUGAGCUUGGGCCUUGUUUCCUGAGUGAUGCUGAGGUGAUGCUGUUGGUCAAUUCUAAUCACAUCCCUGCAUACAAACUUGAGUCCAUGAUGGAGAGACCAGAGAGGGGAGUAGCCAUACGAAGACAGAUAAUAUCUGCAAAGCUUCCUUCUCCUUCUGUGCUCUCCUCCCUGCCAUACACUCACUAUGAUUACUCAAAGGUUACGGGCACUUGCUGUGAGAAUGUGAUUGGUUACAUGCCCAUACCUGUGGGCGUGGCUGGACCAUUGCACCUGGAUGGAAAGUAUUUCCAGGUUCCCAUGGCAACUACAGAGGGCUGCUUGGUUGCCAGUACCAACCGUGGCUGCCGAGCAAUUGCUCUGGGAGGGGGAGCCAGCAGUCAAAUUCUGGCUGACAGCAUGACUCGAGGGCCUGUAGUGAGGCUGCCAUCUGCCUGCCAAGCUGCAAAGGUCAAGGCCUGGCUGGAGAGCAUGGAUGGGUUUCAGGCCAUGAGAGAGGCCUUUGACAAUACCAGCAGGUUUGCUCGGCUUGAGAAGCUGUGCGUUGGUCUGGCUGGUAGAAAUCUCUACAUCCGCUUCCAUUCUAAAACUGGAGAUGCCAUGGGGAUGAACAUGAUGUCUAAGGGUACAGAGCAGGCUCUGAGCAGACUGCAGCAGGACUUCCCAGAGCUGCAGGUGGUGGCUGUCAGUGGGAACUACUGCACAGAUAAGAAACCAGCCGCCAUCAACUGGAUCAAAGGCAGGGGCAAGUCUGCUGUCUGUGAAGCCACCAUCCCUGCUAAAGUCGUCAGAGAGGUUUUGAAAACAACAACAGAAGCUCUAGUGGAGGUUAACAUCAGUAAAAACCUUGUGGGUUCAGCCAUGGCAGGGAGCAUCGGUGGAUUUAACGCCCAUGCAGCCAACGUGGUGGCUGCCAUCUAUAUAGCCUGUGGACAGGAUCCAGCCCAGUCAGUGGGCAGCAGUAACUGUAUCACCCUAAUGGAGGCAUCAGGACCAGCAGGGGAUGACCUGUAUAUAAGCUGCACCAUGCCUUCUAUAGAGCUAGGCACUGUAGGAGGAGGCACCAACUUGCCUCCCCAGCAAGCAUGCCUUCAGAUGCUGGGUGUGCAGGGAGCCUGUCAGGAUUUCCCAGGAGAGAAUGCCCGGCAGUUGGCCAGGGUUGUGUGUGCCACUGUGCUUGCUGGAGAGCUCUCACUGAUGGCUGCUCUGGCUGCUGGACAUCUGGUCAAAAGUCACAUGACUCAUAACAGAUCCAAGGUCAACCUACAGGACACUCAAGAAUGUGUGGCAGAAAAGCCUCCCGAGAGCCUGAGAAGAGUUCAGCAUCCUUCACCAGACCCUGGUCACUGAACAGAGCACUAAAGCCAGGACAGUAUGGACAAUCUGAAAGUGACUAAUCAUUCAUCAAUGAGACCAGACCUCAGACAUUCUCAAAAUGCUUUCCAAGAGAGAUGAAUGUCUUCUGACCAAUUUCUGUACUGGAUAUGAAGAGGAUCUAUUCAAGCUAAUCAGACUAAUGACCUUUAAAUGAAAGAUUUCUGCUCUGCUGGUGCCCAAUGAAGCACUGAACAUAGAAACAAUGCUACAAAAAAGGUGAAGAUGAAUGUGGGUGGCUGGGUAUGGGAAUUUAAAGAGAAAUGCUGCUCAGUCCAUGUGUCAUCCGAUCAUUCAGUUACUGAUUUAAUCUACAAACAAGAAAACAGAUGAACGGUUCAGAAUUAAACUUUUUUUUUUGACCCACCGAUCCACACUGCAGAGAAUAAGUAUGUUGGUGUGGGGAUUGCUUUCUGAAGGUAUAUUGGAACAAUAUGAGUCAAUUACAUAACUUUGCACAGAGACAUCACAUAAGCUCCAUUUCCAUCGGAACCUAAUGAGCGAUACACCCCAUACUUCUCUUAAGCAUCACCAAGCAAAGCCUCUGGGGUUGACGGCGACCAUCGUGCUUUGUUUUUCCACUGUAUUUUCUCUCUUUGGUCUCUGUUUAAAGGAGGGAGGGGCUACUCCCUUCUCACACACACACAGUCAGCUGUGUGUUUACACAAUGUGCUUGUAAUGCUAAUGCUUGAGGUGUAAAGAUGCAGACAUUUGACAAACGCAGAACCCGUGACAAGCGUUACUUGCCACAAACCCCUGCAGAGGCUACAAGGUCUACAGUGCAAGGUAAAACUCCCACCCCCGUCAAAAAAAUGAUGGGCCCAAUAAUGUAGCAUAAAAAUUGUGACCAGUAGGCUAACAGUGAAGCUCUGCUUAGACUGCUUAAAAUUAACAAUGAGUUAAUCUGUUUGAAUAUUACACAUAAUAUGUGGUUCAGUGGGUAGAGCAGUCGUCUCCCAACCGGAGGUUAAAAUCUCAGUGCUCACAGUCGAAGUGUCUUUGGGCAAGACAGUGAACCCCCAAGUUGCCCCUGAUGGUUAGAGCCAUCGGUUGA